Blastomyces dermatitidis ER-3 is the source of this 1487-nucleotide messenger RNA. RefSeq names its product vesicle transport V-SNARE protein superfamily. The coding region runs from base 144 to 833 and encodes 229 amino acids. Gene Ontology annotation, cellular component: SNARE complex; Golgi medial cisterna; Golgi membrane. The record is from RefSeq and is a predicted model, not a curated record. Lineage: Eukaryota; Fungi; Ascomycota; Eurotiomycetes; Onygenales; Ajellomycetaceae. Gene Ontology annotation, molecular function: SNAP receptor activity. The transcript has 3 exons. Gene Ontology annotation, biological process: vesicle fusion; endoplasmic reticulum to Golgi vesicle-mediated transport.
UUUAUCGAGAGAAUAACGGAGGAUCUGACAGUUAUGGUUUUGGCGAUUAUUUGAGGGAGUGGACUUUGAACGAUUGUUGAUUAUUUCUUGAUACCCCCUGGCGCAUCUAUUUCAUUUAUUUACAGCUCUAAACCAAGACCAAUAUGGCAACUCCAACGGGGACAGGAUGGGCGCAGUUGCGACAGCAGGCUCGUUCUCUUGAGACGCAGACAGAGACCUUAUUCCACACAUAUGCGCAAUAUGCAUCCCUCUCGCAGCUACCUAUGACCCCGUCAGAAGACGAAAUAAAAGCCGAAUCCCAAAUUCACGAUAUUCUAGAACGGAGAGAUGCUCUUAUAGCUCAGCUAGCUCGCCUCCUCGACUCCGAAUCCACCCUCACUUCCUCAGCUCUAAAACAAAACAACCUCUCCCGCCACCGCGAGAUCCUCCGCGACCACCGUCAUGAACUCAAGCGCCUCAACUCCGCCAUCGCCGAAACCCGCGACCGCGCCAAUCUGCUUUCCAACGUCCGCUCAGAUAUCAACGCCUAUCGCUCCUCGAACCAGAAUAACAACAAUGCAGAGGCAGAGUACAUGCUGGAGGAACGGGGCCAUCUCGAAAGCAGCCAUAAUAUGAUGGAUAGCGUGCUUAGCCAGGCGUAUGCGGUUAAUGAGAAUUUUGGGCUGCAGCGCGAGUCGCUGGCGAGGAUUAACCGGCGGAUUGUUGGCGCGGCGAGUCAGGUUCCUGGGAUGAAUUCGCUUAUACAUAAGAUUGGAGCGAAGAGGAGGAGGGAUGGGAUUAUCCUCGGUGUGUUUAUUGGGAUUUGUUUCUUGGCGGUGUUUUUCUUUCGGUGAUGAACGUGGCUGUUUAUUCUUUUCCUUGAGUUAUAUCCUGCACUGGGCUGGGAAGAUAUGGAGUUAUUUUUCUUCUACUUUUUUAUGUGGGACACUAAUAUCAGCAGGCAUGUAUUUAUUUUAUAUGGCUUCUCAAUUGUAUGUUCAUCUAUUUAUCUAUAUUUACAUAUUAAUCGUGUAUCAAGGUCAUAUAUGUCAAGGUGUGGGGAUUGUUAUUCACGUUGUAUACAAUAGGCUCAUUUCCGAACGAAAGGGGGUAUACGCUGCUUUGAUAUUUGAUAUUCACUCAGGCACUUCCAUCCGCUUUCCGCGAGAGUGCAUUGAGACCUUUCCAUACCUUCCUCUCGUCCACCAACUUCCGCAGCCCGUUAUUCAAAGACUCUAACUCCCCAUCUUCCGCAAUACUGCUCCCAGCCCACCGAAUCCUACACUCCUGGUCCAGCAAAUAUACAUACCCAACCUUACUGUUCAUCAUCCCAAUCUGUUCUCUCAAGCUAUCCGUCAACGCCUUUUGCCGCACAAGGAAAUACCGAUCAUGCUGCUCCUGAGGCAUCUUCCUCCUCAUCCGCCACAUAAACAUACGUAUCAACCAAACUUUCAGCACAUUGUCCUCAAAGUUGAUCUCGACCCGCUGCGCCGCCUUGGGAGAAUCUU